GUCUUCGGCCCGAGCUGUAUGAGGCAAAAACUCGUCCCACGUACGGUUCGGAGGCCGAGCCCCACCCCAGCAGUAAGGGUGCGGCUUAGGUCAACUAACACAAAAAAGAUACAGUUCACUCAACGAUUGCCUUUGGGUUCCGAACUCCAUAUGGGGAAGGAGCGUUGUUGUUUGCGAGGUCUUGAUCAUUUACAUGGACCCACUUUUCAUUCCAUUUGUGGGAAUUUGAUGAUCUAUAAACCGUCCCUAACGAGCGAUCGGCUCAUGUUUGAGCAUGAUCAAUCACUUCGUGCCGACCUGUUGCCAAUCCACUUUCCGGCCUCAUAUGAGAAUGGAAAACUGGAGCAUUUUAUCCAUCGGUGGAUGAAGAAUCGCGAACAUAAUAAUUUCUGGUUGACCAUGUUCCCAGAAAAAAGAUACUUUCGAGAAAGGACGAGCACGACUGAAGUGGCUAUACAUACAAAUCUAUUUACGGAUCUAUAUGCUUCGAUUGGAACUGGAAGUUCCAGAACAGGUGGCUGGUAUACCACAAUAAUAAAACUUCCUUUUCUUUUUUUUAUUCGGAUCGGAUUUAUGUUGGCUUCGUUGGGAGGCUCGCGUAGUUUGUUACGUCAGCUCCAAAAGGAUAAGUUGCGUUGGAAUUGAUAAAGUUCCGUGGAGUUCAUAAUUGCAUAAAAGGAGUCAAAGUAGUGGCUGCGGCGCGUUGAGGCACUUCUUCGACGGUCCCCGUACGCCCGGCCUGCCGGCCCGCUCUGAAGAAUUCAUGAUUUAUAUAUGUUUCAGGCCGGUGAGAGGGAGUGCGGAAUAAGGAUUGAUUUCACUGUAUCCAUCGUAGCCCACCCCAUCUACCUAUUGUCGGAGGUCAAUUGUUGCUCCCUCUCUCGAGAUUGCAAUCCCUAUCGAGUCGGGAAGGAAUGAGUAAUGGGUCGGGGAAUCGGGCAUCGGCCCUCUUGGAUCCGGUAGGAGCAGGAGUAGGUAAGUUAGUAUCGAUCCGGUGAAGAAAAGAGAAUUUCGUUGAUAGAGACGUUAGAUCUGGAGGAAGCAUCUGGUCACAUAUCCCAAAACCUUCACGGGAAAGGAACGGACUCACUCGCCCUACUUCUAAAGAUAGAUAGAAAAGGUUAGGGAGUCCCAGCUGCUGAGGUGGCGUAGUGAGAGGUGAGAGCAAUAACAACAAAAGCAGCGGAAGAUCCUGCAGUAGUAUAUUCGGUUGUUUGCGGUGGAAUAGA
Messenger RNA from Lycium ferocissimum, 1229 nucleotides. Its product is annotated as cytochrome c biogenesis CcmF C-terminal-like mitochondrial protein. NCBI's taxonomy places the organism in Eukaryota, Viridiplantae, Streptophyta, Magnoliopsida, Solanales, Solanaceae. The record is from RefSeq and is a predicted model, not a curated record. Gene Ontology annotation, biological process: cytochrome complex assembly.